AUUUAAACCAGCCAAUCAAAAUAAGUUUUACUUACACAGUUGGUUAAACAAAUUUUGUUCAGAAUGGCAGAAACAGGAGCUGAUCCUGGCUCUAGGAUGAAGGGGGUAGCAAUAAUAAAGCCCAUUGUUUAUGGGAACCAGGCUCGCUACUUUGGCAAGAAACGAGAGGAAGAUGGCCAUACUCAUCAAUGGACUGUAUAUGUAAAGCCCUUCAGAAAUGAGGACAUGUCUACAUAUGUGAAGAAGGUGCAUUUUAAGCUACAUGAAAGUAUACCAAAUUUCAACAGAAUUGUUACAAAGCCUCCCUAUGAAGUUACCGAGACUGGUUGGGGAGAGUUCGAGAUCAUCAUUAAGAUUUACUUCAUCGAUCCAAAUGAGAGGCCGGUGACCCUCUAUCACUUGUUGAAGUUAUUCCAAAGUGAGACCAACAUCAUGUUAGGCAAGAAAGCACUGGUGCAAGAAUUUUAUGAUGAAAUUAUAUUCCAAGACCCGACCACUAUGAUGCACCAGGCUCUUACUACAACUAGACCCCUGACACUAGGCACAUAUAGACAUGAAACAGAUGUUGAUGAAAAGAAAACGAAAACAUUGGAAGCUAUAACGUCUGCGAAAUCCAAAAUUCGAAACGAAAUCUCAGAACUAAAUGAAAGACUGAAGCAAAACAAGGAAGGAAUUGCAAAAUUUAGGACUGAAAUACAAAAACUGCAAGAGCCUGAAAUAAAAAUUGAGCCACCGUAAAACAGAGAACCAGUAAAAGCAUUUGGAUAGUAGAUUUAGCGCUGUUGUACCUCAGUCCUUAUAGGUCUCUCUGAUUGUGGUAAUAUUGGGUUAUACCCUUACAGCAUACAAUGACAUUGUGAUAUCAGAGGAUAACAUUCAAUUUCGUUCAUCUCUAGUGACAUCACAAGGGGAAUAGAAGUCACAUUUCACUCCAAUUAUUAUAUUGACUUCACAAUAAAUAUUAAACUUCACUGUCU
Owenia fusiformis is the source of this 977-nucleotide messenger RNA. The record is from the annotation of a GenBank genome assembly. NCBI's taxonomy places the organism in Eukaryota, Metazoa, Annelida, Polychaeta, Sabellida, Oweniidae.